CGCUACUGGCCUAAAGUCACGCCAAGUAGUACAUUCCGAGCUCAAAAACUUUGAAUGUGGAAGUGCCGUGGCGAACGUAACUGUAAUUGCGAGUUGGAGUGGAAAUUACGAGUAAAUGGGAAAAAGUUCUAGUAACAACAACAGCCUCCAAGUGUCUAAGUCGGCCGACGCGCACUGUUAAUGUUAACAUAGCAGAAGCUGUAAGCGCAUUGUUCACCAAUAACAGAGGAGUUUGCCACUACAAAAUGAGCGGCAGCGACGCUACCCGCGGUUCUACGGCCUUGAACUCCGCACAGCCCGAUGCGAACAAUGUACAGAUCACCGUCGAUUCCCCGCCUUCCAACAAAAAAAGUAAAAGCAACUUGCGACGAUACCUUCAGUUGCUGCUCGUACCCAUCCUGGGCGCGGGAACUGCUCUGCUUUGGUACUAUCAUGGAAUCUGGUUCGGACUUGCUGCUCUCUACGUGAGUCUCAGUGCUCUGCUACUCGUUCGACCCGGCUGGCGUUGGUUCUACAUAGCAGCGGUGACGUCGCGACGUGAUACCACUGCACUUGUUGCAUACAUUCGAGUGCUGAGCUUCGUGAAGAGCCAAGAGCGUAAGAAUCUGAAUGUGGCCGAUAUCUUUGAGGCGAAUGUGGCCCGUCACGCGGACAAGCUGGCCAUCGUGAGCGAGACUCAGCAAUGGACAUUUCGACAGCUGAACGAGCACGCCAAUCGUGUGGCCAACGUUUUCCACAAUCAUGGGUACAAGAAGGGUGACGUGGUCGGGUUACUGCUAGAAAACCGUACCGAAUUCGUCGCCACCUGGCUGGGUCUGGCCAAGAUUGGCGUUAUCACACCCCUGAUCAACACCAAUCUGCGCGGUGCUUCGCUGCUGCACAGCAUCCAAGUGGGCGAGUGCUCCGCUCUCAUCUACGGCGUGGGCUACAGAGUGGCUGUUAUGGACAUAGCAAAGGACUUGCCUGCGCAUGUGGCGCUUUAUCAGUUCAACGAUGAGCCUGCGACGCCCUCUGAACCCCUGUCCCAGGGUCUAGCUCAACACUUGAAUGCAUUGCUCGAAGCUGCGCCGAAGGAUAAGGUGGCCGCAGGUGCCAGUCGAGCCGACCAUCACGACAAACUGGUCUAUAUCUACACGUCGGGCACUACGGGACUGCCCAAGGCGGCUGUUAUCACACAUUCGCGAUACUUUUUCAUUGCCGCAGGCAUUCAUUUCGCCUUAGGCUUCCGCGACAAGGAUAUCUUUUAUACGCCACUGCCGCUUUACCACACGGCCGGCGGCGUUAUGAGCAUGGGUCAGGCAUUACUCUUUGGAUCCACGGUAGUCAUACGGAAGAAAUUCAGCGCCUCCGGAUACUUUGCCGACUGCGCCAAGUUCAAGGCCACGAUUGGUCAAUACAUUGGAGAGAUGGCACGAUACAUAUUAGCCACGCCACCGGCCGCCCAUGAUCGCCAACACCAGGUUCGCAUGGUAUUUGGAAAUGGUUUGCGUCCGCAGAUUUGGCCACAGUUCGUAGAGCGCUUCGGUAUUAAACAUGUUGGAGAGUUCUAUGGCGCUACGGAGGGAAACGCAAACAUAAUGAAUAAUGACAGUACUGUGGGUGCCAUUGGCUUUGUAUCUCGUGUUUUGCCACAGAUAUAUCCGAUCUCCAUUAUACGCGCCGAUCCCCAUACUGGAGAACCAUUGCGCAAUUCCAAGGGCUUGUGCGACCGGUGCGAGCCAAAUGAGACAGGCGUCUUCAUUGGAAAAAUUGUAAAGGGCAAUCCGUGUCGCGCAUUCCUUGGCUACGUGGAUACAAAAGCUUCUUCUAAGAAGGUUGUACAUGAUGUUUUUGAAAAGGGCGACAUGGCUUUUCUCUCCGGUGAUUUGCUUGUUUCCGAUGAGCGUGGAUAUCUGUACUUCAGAGAUCGCACUGGUGACACGUUCCGUUGGAAAGGCGAAAAUGUUUCAACUAGCGAGGUGGAGGCACAAUUGAGUAACUUGGCAGGUUACAAGGACACGAUUGUGUAUGGUGUCUGCAUACCGCAGACCGAGGGUCGUGCUGGCAUGGCCGCGAUCUACGAUCCAGUGCGUGAAGUGGAUGUCCAGAUACUGGCCAAGCAAUUGCAGCAGACGCUGCCCAACUACGCACGUCCCCUGUUUUUACGCUUUCUUCGUAAGAUCGAUCUGACUGGCACCUUUAAGUUACGCAAAGUUGAGUUGCAACAGCAUGGUUACGAUCCGGCAACCAUAGAGGAUGAGCUCUACUACGCGCAGCCAGAUGGCAGCUAUGCACCGCUUACACAAGAGAUUUACGAACGGAUACAGCGCAAUGAGCUGCGUUUUUGAACAUUUUGGAUGAGGUAUCGACGGCAUUUAUGGCAGUGCUGAGCUUAGUAUUAAAAUUACUUUGGAGUCUCAUUUAUUGUG
This is a messenger RNA of Scaptodrosophila lebanonensis, 2408 nucleotides long. RefSeq names its product long-chain fatty acid transport protein 4 (gene Fatp2). Gene Ontology annotation, cellular component: endoplasmic reticulum. The record is from RefSeq and is a predicted model, not a curated record. NCBI's taxonomy places the organism in Eukaryota, Metazoa, Arthropoda, Insecta, Diptera, Drosophilidae. Gene Ontology annotation, molecular function: long-chain fatty acid transmembrane transporter activity; long-chain fatty acid-CoA ligase activity. Gene Ontology annotation, biological process: triglyceride homeostasis. The coding region runs from base 246 to 2327 and encodes 693 amino acids. The transcript is spliced from 6 exons.